This is a messenger RNA of Ustilaginoidea virens, 387 nucleotides long. RefSeq lists its product as uncharacterized. The record is from RefSeq and is a predicted model, not a curated record. The transcript has a single exon. Bases 1 to 387 code for a protein of 128 amino acids. NCBI's taxonomy places the organism in Eukaryota, Fungi, Ascomycota, Sordariomycetes, Hypocreales, Clavicipitaceae.
AUGGACUACGUCCUCUUCAGCGUCUUGGCCGUCUGCUUGGUGGCAACCACUGCCCUCUUCUUCACCCGGGCCCACUGGCGACACCACGUCCCCGACGUCCGACUGCCCGGCGCAGGCUACAUCUAUUCUCGGCUACCUAGCAGCUUCGCCGGCGACAUCGAUGCCGGUCUGUCCAGCAGCCAUUUCGAUCUUACGGGCAACGUGGAAUCCGGCGACAGCCGCGCGGGGCUUGACGACGCUAGCAAGGCUGAGAUUCUCAACAUCAUGAAGAAGAAGAGGAUGACUUUUGACCAGGCCAGAAAGGCCUAUAUGGAAAGCCGGUUCAAAGCAAACGGUAUCGGUGCCGACGGACGUCCUAGGGAUCCGAAAUUUGUGAGCUUCUCCUGA